AUGCAGACUCUGACUGUACAUCUCUUCUCAUCCUUUGAGCUCUGGACUGAUGGUGGUCGCUUCUUUAGAGGUGGGGAAACUGAGGCUGUGGUGUGGAAGGACGGCCAUGCAGGUUGCAAGCGGCUGGGACGGUGCGGGGCUGGGGCUCAGGCCGUGCGUCUGCGACAGAGGCCGAGGUCCUGGCCGGGACAUGCUGCCCGGGUAUCGGCUGCCCCGCUCCCGUACCCUCCUGCCCUCCCCGGGCUGGGCCACCUGACCGGCCCCGGACAGAGACGCACGCUGGAGCACGUUGCCCUGCGCGAGGAAGUGCACGCGACCGGCGUGAUUUUCUGGGCCCUUCUCCCCUGUUCCGCCGACCUUGACGUCCCGUUGGCAGAGGGUGGCCCUCCCCCGGGCGGCGGUGCCCCCUGGCACCUUCGAAACGUCCUCAGCGACUCAGUGGAGAGCUCGGACGAUGAAUUCUUUGAUGCCAGAGAGGACAUGGCCGAAGGGAAGAAUUCCAUCCUCAUCGGGAUGAGCCAGUGGAGUUCUAACGACCUGGCGGAGCAGAUGGGGACCUUGGGGAGACUGGAGGGGCACCAGGGAGAUGGGAGCGCCCCGUGCACGUCCAGCGCCCUCCAGGAGAAGCAGCGAGAACUGUAUCGGGUUUCCUUGAGAAGACAGAGGUUCCCCGCCCAGGGCAGCAUCGAGAUCCACGAAGACAAUGAGGAAGGCUGCCCGCGGCGCUCCUGCAAGACGCACGUGCUCCUGCUGGUGCUCCACGGGGGCAACGUCCUGGACACGGGUGCGGGGGACCCGGCCUGCAAGGCGGCCGACAUCCACACCUUCGGCUCCGUGCUGGAGAAGGUCACGCGUGCCCACUUCCCGGCGGCCCUGGGCCACAUCCUCAUCAAGUUCGUGCCCUGUCCUGCCGUCUGCUCCGAGGCCUUCUCGCUCGUCUCUAACCUGAACCCCUACAGCCACGAUGAGGGCUGUCUCGGCAACAGCCAGGACCACGUCCCCCUGGCCGCCCUGCCCCUGCUGGCCAUCUCCUCUCCGCGGUACCAGGACGCGGUGGCCACCGUCAUCGAGCGGGCCAACCAGGUCUACACAGAGUUUCUCAAGUCCCCUGACGGAAUCGGCUUCAGUGGGCAGGUGUGUCUCAUCGGGGACUGUGUGGGGGGCCUCCUGGCCUUCGAUGCCAUCUGCUACAGCACGGGGCCCUCGGGUGACAGUCCGGGCGGCAGCAGCCGGAAGGGCAGCAUCAGCAGCACCCAGGACGCCCCCGUCGUGGCGGACGAGGCGUGCGGUCUGGCCGGCAGCAAGCGUCUCAGCAAGAGCAGCAUUGACGUCUCCGGCGUGCCGGACGAGGACGCCUCGGAGCCCCAGAGGCCGUUGCCUCGGAAACAGAGCGACUCCUCCACCUACGACUGUGAGGCCAUCGGCCAGCAUCAUGCCUUCCUGUCCAGCAUCCACUCGAACGUGCUGAAGGACGAGGCCGAGCCCCCCGCGGCCGGGGGGCUCCCGCCGCCCGAGGUCAGCCUGGGUCGCUUGGACUUCGACGUGUCCGACUUCUUCCUCUUUGGCUCGCCCCUGGGCCUGGUCCUGGCCAUGCGGAGGACGGUGCUGCCGGGACUGGACGGCUUCCAGAUGCGUCCCGCCUGCAGCCAGGUCUACAGUUUCUUCCACUGCGCGGACCCCUCUGCCUCGCGGCUGGAGCCCCUGCUGGAGCCCAAGUUCCACCUGGUGCCGCCCGUCAGCGUGCCCCGCUACCAGAGGUUCCCGCUGGGCGACGGGCAGUCCCUCCUGCUGGCUGACGCUCUGCACGCCCACAGCGGCCUCUUCCUGGAGGGCGGCUCACGGGACAGCCCACCGCCCCCGGACGCCCCCGCCCCGCCUCCUCAGGCCCCGGGGGCCCAGUGCCCUGCACGGAGGAUGAGCCGGGACAGCUCACACAGCGACAGCUCAGACUCCUCAGACAGCCUGGCCCCCGCGGGCGUCUCCCACAUCACGGCCAAGUGGUGGGGCGCCAAGCGUAUCGACUACGCCCUGUACUGCCCCGACGUCCUCACGGCCUUUCCCACCGUGGCCCUGCCCCACCUCUUCCACGCCAGCUACUGGGAGUCCACGGACGUGGUAGCCUUCAUCCUGAGACAGGUGAUGCGCUACGAGAACGUGACCGUCAAGGAGAACGCGGGCCUGGAUCCUGCGGCACUGAGCCCCGCCAACCCCCGUGAGAAGUGGCUUCGCAAGAGGACCCAGGUCAAGCUGCGGAACGUCACCGCGAACCACCGGGCCAACGACGUGAUCGCCGCGGAAGACGGCCCGCAGGUCCUGGUGGGGCGCUUCAUGUACGGGCCCCUGGACAUGGUGGCUCUGACCGGAGAGAAGGUGGACAUCCUGGUGAUGGCGGAGCCGUCCUCGGGCCGCUGGGUGCACCUGGACACCGAGAUCACCAACAGCAGUGGCCGCAUCACCUACAGCGUCCCGCGGCCCCGGCGCCUGGGGGUGGGCGUCUACCCCGUGAAGAUGGUCGUCAGGGGCGACCAGACCUUUGCGAUGAGCUACCUCACAGUGCUGCCCCGGGGCAUGGAGUGCGUGGUGUUCAGCAUCGACGGGUCCUUUGCGGCCAGCGUGUCUAUCAUGGGAAGUGACCCCAAGGUCCGGCCGGGGGCCGUGGACGUCGUCCGCCAGCCAAGACUGGGCUCCCGAGUUCUGACUCCAGGCGGGGUCCAAUCGGCGUGUUCUGGUGGCCUCUGGGAGAAAUGGCUCCGAAUGUACCCGUCCCCUCCGCAGUUCCUGAGCGAGGGCUACGCGGCCCACCUGGCGACGCUGGAGGCCGGCCACCGCUCGCGCCCGAAGAAGAACAACUCGCGGAUGGUGCUGCGCAAGGGCAGCUUCGGCCUGCACGCGCAGCCCGAGUUCCUGCGGAAGCGCAACCACCUGCGCAGGACCAUGUCCGUGCAGCAGCCCCACCCGCCCGCCAACCCCAAGCCCGAGCGGGCCCAGAGCCAGCCCGAGUCCGACAAGGACCAGGAGCGGCCCCUGCCCGCGCUCAGCUGGGCGCGCGGGCCCCCCAAGUUCGAGUCGGUGCCCUGAGAGCCGGGCUGCGCGCAGAGGGCCGGGGCCGGGCGGGGGUGGGGGGUGCUGCUCCCCGAGAUGAGCCGUUUCCUGCUUUUCCCCGCCCCCGUGUGUGUCCAGCGGUGUCCGAGCAGAGCGGGGAGGGACCCUGCCGAGCCCCGGGGAGGGGGCUCCCUGGGCCACGAGGGGGUGAGACCCCAGGGUCUCCGCAGCCGCGGCUGCCUCCCCGCGCGGGACCUGGGACCGCGAGCCCGUCAGGGGCGGUGUCCGUGGAGUCCUGGGGGGCGGGCCUGCCCCGAGCUGGCUGGUCUGACAGAGUCGACCACCUUUCUGGGGCCCACGCAGGCCCUAAAGGGAGAAGCCGCCAGACCGGGGAUCAGCAGCCGCCGGCAGGUGCAGCCUCCCAGCGGCCUGGGGGACGGACAAGUGGCAUCGUGCCGGCCCCCCUGUGACAUCCUGGGUCAGCCUCAUGGGCCUGGCUUUCCUGUGGCAAGGUGGCCACUUUCUGGGAGGGAGGGGACAUCCCCCGGGGCUCCUCCUGUGUCCGCGUUGUCUGUCCACGGCCCUUGCGGGGGUGGGGGGGGGUGGCGGGGUCUGGUGCUGACGGUCUGUCCUUCUGCGGCUGUCCAUUGUCCCCGUCUUGUCCUCGGUAUUCCUGCCGUUCACCCGCGGCCCGAGAGGACGGCCGUUCCUCUUCCCGGGGUCCUGCCUGGGGCCCUCCCUGGGGAGGCUGCGGCCCUGGGCGCUGGCCCGGCUGGGCUGGCUGAGAGCCCUUGAGCCCCUCGUCGCCCUCUCUGGGCCCUGGCUUCCUUACGGAAUUGGAAGGUCCCCCCGGCUGAGACUGGUGCGCGGUUUCUGACUCCUGGGCUGUCUUCUGUCUUGCACUUCUGUGCCCUGGGGUUUCUGGGCCUCAGGGCCCCUCAGACCACCCCGGCUCCACCUUCCACACUGUCUGAGAGAGGGGCUCUGGGGGGGCCCUCACUGUCGCCCCACCGCUCGGGGAGGGAGGGGGAUGGGAAGGGGUCCCGGCUCCGUGAGGCAGUGUGCUUUGCACUGAUGCCCAGACCAAAACCACGUGUCCCGGCAGCAGGGACACCCCCCACCCCGGGGGCCGGGCUCGCCCUCCCCAGCGCUGCUCACGCCGACUCUGUUUUGGCUCCUGGAGGGCACAGAGCUGAGAUCCCAGCGUUCCGGGGGCGCGUGUCAUUUUGGCUCAAACUGUUGUACUCUUUUCCCUUCCGCCUGCCACUCAGCUUGGUUUGGGGCCCACGCCCUCCUCCUGGGCCGUCCCGUGACGUCGGCAGGGCUCUCCUGCAGCCCAGCCCAGGCCCACACCCGCCCCGGCCUGCUUCGGAGCCCCUGAGGCUGGCCCAGCUCCUCCAGGCGGGGCUGUGCCCGAGUCCAGGCACCUGCGUGGGCCCGUGUCGCUUCUGCUCCGUGUCUACCUCUCGCGGCUCCCAUGUGGCCAGCGUCCUCCCCGCAGCGGCUGCUGUGACCUGCCCAGCAGACCUGCUGGGGCUGGAGGGGUCCGGGCUCCCGGCCCCCACCCCGCUCUCUCCAGUGUGCGGCACCCCCCUCCCCCAGCCCUGCGGCUCCCCUGUAGGCAGGGGCAGGUACCCUGGGGGUGUCCUCUCCAGCCCUGCCUCCUGGGUUCCCAGGUGCCCAUCCCUCCUUCCACACUUGGUCGUCGGGGCUCCCCAGAAGGUACGAGGUCAUAGGCACAGCUACUCCCACCCCAGGCCUUCCUGUCCUUCCCGAAAUCUAGCCUGCGUUGAAGUCGGGAGGACUUACUCUGAUUCUCCGAGGCUCCGCCAAUCCCCUUUCCUUCCAGAAGCCCCUGCCGUCAGUCUCCACCGAUAAAUUAGUGGAGUUAUGUCUUCCCGAGUUAGGUUCCCUCUGCCCUGUGAGCCCCAGGCUGGGAGUGAGAGACACAGAGAGAGAACACCAGGACCCUGGGGAGUUUGGAGUCCCAGUGAGCAGGGUACUGUGGCUGGGGAUCUGGGGUUCUGGGGGUGCUGUGGUUUUGGGGGUCCAGGGUUCUGGGAGGUGCCAUGGUUCUGGGGGGGGUGCUGGGGGUCUGGGAUUCUGGGGGUCCCGUGGUUCUGGGGGUGCUGGAGUUCUGGGGAUGCUGGGACUCUGGGGGUGCCGUGGUUCUGGAGGUCUGGGGUUCUGGGGGUGCAGAGUUCUGAGGCUGCUGGGGUUCUGGGGGGGUGCUGUGAUUAUGGGGGUCCGGAGCUGGGAUGUGGGUGCAGGAGGCCACCCCUUCUCCUUUGUGGAACCGGACGACUCACACCUGCGAUUGGGGAGAUGAAAGGCGGCGUCCUGAGCCCGCCUCUCUGGUUAGUGGGCGUGUGCGCAUGCGCGCGAGCGCCCCUCCGCCUUGGCGUUGGUUAACGCGCGCUCCCGGACGAAUGGUUUGUGCGGUUUUGUCCGUGCGCUGAAGUUGGAGGGAGACGAGCAGGCUGCGUUGUUCCCUGGAGGGGGUGCCGCCGCCCCUCCCCGAGUGGGUCCGUGAGCCUGCCUGGCUGUUUCCCAGAGAACCCUUCCGGUCCCCGGUGCGCCCUCUCCCGGGACCUGGAGCAUCCUUCUUCCCGCCUGAUCAGAGCUCUUCGUUUCUCGCGUGGCAUGUUCGUUCUUCCCUGUCUGGUGGCCGUCCCUGUCGGAGGGCCUGGCUGCCGCCCUCCCCCGCGCCCGCCCCGAGGGGGUCUCGGGGGCCUACCUUUCUGGCCUCGUGGGGUUUUCCUGAAGAUGUCGACCUGCCCUUGGGCUCCACAAAACAUGCGUUUAAAAAAGUGGACCGUUUUUAUGCACUUGGACGGACGGCCCUCCUGUCUGGGUGCUGGGCCACAGAAACCGCGUCUGAACCCCGUAUUCCAAAGAGGUUACGGGGGCGUGGGUCCCCGGAAGGAGGGGAGGCUGGAUCUCCCGGCUUUUUGAACUGUUUUUACCACUUUGGAGCCCCUGGUCUGCACCCUGGGAGUGUCCUACAGGCAAAACAGGGCGUGCAUCUUUAAAUGAAAGCCAGAGGCCCGAGCAGGCGGCUCUGGUUUCCUGUGGACACCCUCCCUAAGCAUGGGCACAGCCCCGCCAGGGAGGGGGGGCCCUAGCUGGAAAGGAGCCUCAAGGCUGGACCCCGCCUUAAAUAACCAGCUUCCCCGCCGAAUCCCCCGGGUCUGGGCACCAAGUGCUCUGGAAACCUAUUCUCUGGCUCAGCCAAAACACGCAACCCCUCGCUCCUUCCCCUCCCUCUGGGCUUGGGGGAACCUUAAAAAUCACAGCUGGGGUUAAGUCCACGCAGGGAGGCCCGGCCGGGGCCUGCUCUUCCCGUGGAGAAACCCACCGGGGUGGCCGGUGGGGGGGGGGGGGAAGUAGAGUCACCGAGGAGGGGCAGGACGGCUCGCCCCUGGGGACCUCCACCCUCGAACCCCUGUCCUCUGUUUACUCCGAGGUGGCAGCCCAUCCCGUCUUGUCCGUGGUCCGACUGUUCCUAAAUGUGUGACUCUCAGUAUUGCCAGUGGCAGCCGGUUCUGUGGUGAAAAAGGUUUAUUCCCUUCCUCACGGCUGCCUUGUACAAAAUCCGUUAGAAAAGGAAAUGUAAAAUAUCAGAUUUCUAAAGCGACAAACACAGCACUACGGGGUUAAAAGAUUUUUACUACUGGUCUUGAUUUUGACGUGAGCUGGUUUUUAACUCUUGAACGUUGUCACUGAAAUAAAAACCUGAUUUGCCUUUAAA
Molecule: messenger RNA, 6793 nt
Organism: Herpailurus yagouaroundi (jaguarundi)
Lineage: Eukaryota; Metazoa; Chordata; Mammalia; Carnivora; Felidae
Gene: PITPNM3
Product: PITPNM family member 3
Exons: 19
Coding region: 1-3078 (1025 amino acids)
Biological process (GO): phospholipid transport
Cellular component (GO): cytoplasm
Molecular function (GO): metal ion binding; phosphatidylinositol binding; phosphatidylcholine intramembrane carrier activity
Source: RefSeq, a predicted model, not a curated record